Messenger RNA from Rhopalosiphum padi (bird cherry-oat aphid), 1407 nucleotides. Its product is annotated as ubiquitin recognition factor in ER-associated degradation protein 1-like. Gene Ontology annotation, cellular component: VCP-NPL4-UFD1 AAA ATPase complex. Gene Ontology annotation, molecular function: polyubiquitin modification-dependent protein binding. The record is from RefSeq and is a predicted model, not a curated record. The transcript has 5 exons. NCBI's taxonomy places the organism in Eukaryota, Metazoa, Arthropoda, Insecta, Hemiptera, Aphididae. The coding region runs from base 404 to 1309 and encodes 301 amino acids.
AUCGCUCGUAAGCUUCUGUGCGAGUGACAACCACAGUUUCUCUCUCUUAUGUUGGCCAAAAUUAAGCGUAUGUUUAGUGGUGAUAGGAAUAUCGUAUCCAUAUUGGGUCUGUUUAUCAAUUAUUGUUUGUAGUUUUAUUUUCACACAAGACAAUACGGUAGUCUGACGAUUACACGAUAGGAAUGGAUCAUUUCGCGUUUGUAUACAUUUCCUUUUCAACGUUGAACCUCUGAGCGCACUCCGCGAAAACAUCUUUAGGCAAAGCUUGUCGUUCGUCUAUUAUCCGUAUCCAAAAGGUUACUAUAAUUUUGUGACUGCGCAUAACAAUUGAACGCCUUGAAAAGGUCCUAUAAUAUAACAAUAUUUUAUUGACAAAAGUCCACAACAACCGACUGAAAGUACAAUGUUUUCCCUGAGUUUAUUCAAUGACAUACUCCGACCAUUCAACACGACAUACAGAUGCUGGUCAGUGUCGAUGCUCCCUGGUACCGAACGAGAAGACGUUGAACGUGGUGGAAAAAUUAUAAUGCCCCCGUCAGCUCUGGAUAUAUUGACUCGGUUAAAUAUCAACUACCCGAUGUUGUUCAAGCUAACUAACAAAAGAAGCAACAGACAAACUCAUUGUGGUGUAUUGGAAUUCAUUGCAGAUGAAGAAAAAAUAUAUAUUCCUUAUUGGAUGAUGAAAAACUUAUUGCUAGACGAAGGAGAUAUAGUGCAAGUCGAAAGUGUUUCAUUAGAAGUAGCUACCUUCUCAAAGUUCCAACCUCAAAACUCUGAAUUCUUGGAUAUUACUAAUCCAAAGGCCGUUUUAGAAAAUUGUUUGCGCAAUUUUGCUUGUUUGACUACUGGUGACGUAAUAGCCAUAAAAUACAACCAAAAAGUUUAUGAAAUGUGUGUGUUAGAAACCAAGCCGGGUAACGCUGUUAGUAUCAUUGAAUGUGAUAUGAAUGUUGAGUUUGCUGCACCAGUUGGUUACCAAGAACCUAAACAUGAAAAAAAACCAGCUGCAGAAGAGAUGAUGGUGGAUCCUGCUGAUUUAAUGCCAGAACCAACAGGUUUCAUAGCAUUUAAAGGUUCAGGCAAUCGAUUAGAUGGUAAAAAAAAGAAAGAAAAUCCUGACGAUCAAUUGAAUCAGUUUAAAGCAGCAUACCAAAGAGGUAUUCCAGAUUAUAAUUAUUCCAUUGGAACUAUACAGUUCUUAAGGAAUAUUCGUCCUGUGAAUAAUGACAAUGAGAAUGAAAAUCAAGAAGGAUUCAAGCCAUUUGCAGGUUCUGGAUCAGUAUUGAAAACUAAAAAAAAAAAGAAAUAAGAUAAUUUUCUUUUAAAGCAUGUACAUAUGUUUAAUAUGAAAGGGUUUAAAUUUUAAAAAAUGUACAUUUCUCAAAAUAAAUUUAUUUCAUUGUAAAA